AUGAUAUCCGCAUGUGGCUCCUCAGUUGCCGCCCUUGUUACUGCCGACAACACAAGUCAUGUCGAAGGAAUGCCGGAAACAGCGGCGGCAAUUCCAAAUUUCAACAGCACGGCCUGCAAUGUUUUCAUGUGCAAAGGCCUGCAGUUUGCUGACAACACCGCGAAUGUCCAAACUUUCCAGCCUGGACAGGUUGUCAACAUGCUUGCGAGCAUUCCAAUCCCUCACGAGGGGCCGAUGAACGUCAGUGUCGUCGAUACAAAAACGAAUACUGCCAUUGGAAAUCCGUUGAUCAGCUUCGUCAGCUACGCCGAUGAGUCUUUGCCAGCCCUGCCUGCGAAUAACACUAAUUUCAAUGUUACUAUUCCCACGACUUUGGGAAGCACCUGUUCGGUUGCUGGAACUUGUGUAUUGCAAUGGUUUUGGUUCGGGACAGCGGCUGACCAGACUUAUGAGAGUUGUGUUGAUAUGGUUAUUCCGGGGUCCCCAAGUGCUGUCGUGAGUGCUGCAGCUGUAAAUUCUGCAUUAGUAGCAAAAUCGAGAAUUUGA
Hyaloscypha bicolor E is the source of this 546-nucleotide messenger RNA. RefSeq lists its product as uncharacterized. Lineage: Eukaryota; Fungi; Ascomycota; Leotiomycetes; Helotiales; Hyaloscyphaceae. The coding region runs from base 1 to 546 and encodes 181 amino acids. The transcript is spliced from 2 exons. The record is from RefSeq and is a predicted model, not a curated record.